CUGAUGUAAACUGGAAACAACAUCCAAAAAGAUCCAGCUGUCGGGUACCGAAAUUAUCCAUUACAGCCAUCAAAAUAACGGCGUCUUUAUUUUUCCAAACAGUACUAUUUUAAAGCUUUAUGAAUCCAUUAAAAGAACACCUCACAGCAACAAUUCAAGCAGGGUUAUAAUUGCAACAGAGCUUUCUGAGGUAGACUGGAGAUGAGCGGGCAAGGUCCACCUCUAGACAAGGACAUGAACGGCAUCCUGGUUUGUCAGGAGAGCUACGCCUGCGGCGGCUCCGAUGAGGCCGCGUUCGAGUGCGACGAGUGCGGCAGCCUGCAGUGCGUCCGCUGCGAGCUGGAACUCCAUCGACAGGAGCGCAUGAAGAACCACGACAGGGUCCGCAUCGCCCCGGGCCACGUCCCCUUUUGUGACUCCUGCAAGGGGGACGGGGGCCUGGUGGUGAACGGUGGCCGGCUUCGAGCAGUGGUUCGCUGCCAGGGCUGUAAGAUCAACCUGUGUCUGGACUGCCAGAAACGCACCCACAGCGGAGUGAACAAGAGGAAGCACCGUCUCACCCCAUACCCUCCGGUCAACACGGCCCAGGACAGGAGUCUGACAGCUGAGGAUGGAGAGAUGGAGGCCCUGAAGGCCAAACUGGAGAAGGUGUGCAGCUUCCUCCUGGUUGAUGAGAAGGAGGAGAUGCAGCUGAACGAUGAGGAAGACUUUGUGAGCAGACUGGGAUGCAUGCCGGAUGAGCUCCUAAAGGUGGUCUCCAUCUUUGGGAACACUGGAGAAGGGAAGUCCCAUACCCUUAACCAUACCUUCUUCCUGGGCAGGGAGGUGUUCAAGACCUCCCCAACCCAGGAGUCUUGCACGGUGGGGGUGUGGUCAGCCAUGGAUCCCAUCCACAGGGUUGUGGUCAUUGACACAGAAGGCCUGCUGGGAUCAGGAAGCAACCAGGGCCAGCGUACCCGCCUGCUCCUCAAAGUCCUGGCCAUCUCCGACCUGGUCAUCUACCGUACCCACGCCGACCGUCUCCAUGACGACCUCUUCAAGUUCCUUGGCGACGCUUCGGACGCCUACCUGAAGCACUUCACCAGGGAGCUGAAGGCCACCACGGCCCGCUGUGGACUGGACGUCCCUCUGUCCACCCUCGGGCCCGCAGUCAUCAUCUUCCACGAGACUGUUCACACCAAGCUACUGGGCUCAGACAAGCCGUCCGAGUCGGCCGAGCGUCUACUCCAGGAGCGUUUCAGGAAGCUGGGUCUCUUCCCAGAAGCCUUUAGUUCCAUCCAAUACCGUGGGACUCGAACCUACAACCCUCCUACAGACUUCAGCGGCCUGCUCCGGAGUCUGGAGCAACAGCUGGACAACAACACCACCCGCUCCCCGCGCUCUGCUAGCGUCAUAUACAAGGCCCUGCAGGCGCUGAGUGAACGCUUCAGUGGGGAUAUCCCAGACGAGCACCUGGUCAGCAACUCCUUCUUCCCAGAUGAAUACUUCACCUGCUCUAGCCUUUGCCUCAGCUGUGGGUCUGCCUGUAAGAACAGCAUGAACCACCUGAAGGAAGACGUGGAUCAUGAGGCCAAACAUCGCUGCCGUUACUCUGCACAGUAUGAUAAUCGCAUUUACACCUGCAAGGCCUGCUACGAGGGAGGGAAGGAGGUGAUCGUGGUUCCCAAGACGACAGCUUCCUCUGACUCCCCUUGGUUUGGUCUGGCCAUCUACGCCUGGUCUGGGUAUGUGAUCGAGUGUCCGAACUGUGGGGUGAUCUUCAGAAGCAGACAGUACUGGUAUGGUAACCAGGACCCAGUGGACACGGUGGUCAGGACUGAGAUCCAGCACAUAUGGCCCGGGUCUGACGGGUUCCUGAAAGACAACAAUAAUGCAGCCCAGAGGUUGCUGGAUGGGGUCAGCUACAUCUCCCAGUCUGUGUCUGAGCUGAGCGUCAAGCCUGCCAAGGCUGUUACCUCCUGGCUCACUGACCAGAUCGCUCCGGCCUAUUGGAAGCCCAACUCCCUCAUCCAGAAAUGCCACACGUGCGGGGAGGUGUUCCAGGAGAAUGACAACAAGCACCACUGCCGUGCGUGUGGGGAGGGCUUCUGUGACGGCUGCUCGUCCAAGACCCGUCCUGUCCCGGAGAGGGGCUGGGGCCUGGCCCCCGUCAGGGUCUGUGAGGCCUGCUUCCACAACAGAGGCAUCCCCACAGAGCUGCUGGACGCUGCGUUGGAGGAGGAGGGGGGUACGCUGAUAGCCAGGAGGGUUGGGGAGGCGGUUCAGAACACCCUGGGAGCAGUGGUCACAGCUAUAGACAUCCCCCUGGGCCUGGUGAAGGAUGCAGCGCGGCCCGCGUACUGGGUCCCGGACCAGGACAUCCGCUGCUGCUGCGAGUGCCAGCGUAACUUCUCCGCCCGCCUAUCCAUCCACCACUGCCGCGCGUGCGGCCAGGGCGUGUGCGACGACUGCUCCCCCGAGCGCCGCGCCGUGCCCUCCAGGGGCUGGGACCACCCUGUGCGUGUCUGCCACGCAUGCUUCCAGAAACCUGCGGAGCUCUAGCAGGAAGAGGAACGCAGCGAAGAACAGUCCUCAUGACACCAUGGACACCUGGAACCCCCCCCCCCCCCCCCCCUUCUCUGUUUUGUGGGCCUGUGUAAGCCAGUAAGAUUAGAUGGAAGUUGCCUCUAACUGCUGACACUGUCAGAUGUUAACUCACCACCAAUCUGGUUCUCUUUGUUCAGGCCUUUGGAGGCAGAUGUGACCUCUUUAGCGAAAGGCGACUUCUCACAUAUACACUAUCGUAUCCUUUUCACACAGAAGGAGAUGGGAUGACAAGGUAUGGCUGCUGGGCUGAGGGGAGGAGGAGCUUGUUUGGCCCCAGACUCCCAGUCCAGAGGGAAGACCCCUGUGUUUGGCCCCAGACUAGACUCCCAGUCCAGAGGGAAGACCCCUGUGUUUGGCCCCAGACUAGACUCCCAGUCCAGAGGGAAGACCCCUGUGUUUGGCCCCAGACUAGACUCCCAGUCCAGAGGGAAGACCCCUGUGUUUGGCCCCAGACUCCCAGUCCAGAGGGAAGACCCCUGUGUUUGGCCCCAGACUGGACUACCAGUCACCUCAGAAGGAGUGUAGGGACACUUCUCUUUUAAGCCCCUGCCCCCUUUCAUCACUUGCCUUCAUUCAUCUUAGCGUCUGUUACACAAACACAUUACGAUGGUGUCAGUAGUCAGAGCGCCCGCCGCAGGAGGGGACGAACACGCUGGGAGCAACAGCAGCCUCUUGUGGCUGUGCCUGGCUGGACGAGAGACAGCACCCGGUCUGCGGAGCGCUCAUGCAUUCCACACUACGCUUAGCAGCUAGCCUACCUGUUUACUUUCAUUCAAAUGGGUUUAAAGAAUGAUCGAGUAGCCUUUUGUUGCUGCUUGUCAAUUUAAUGUUAUUGCAUAUUCGUAUAUAAUACAUAAAUAUAUUGAGGGAGAAACAAAAGUACUAUAAUGGGAAAUUUGUGAGUU
This is a messenger RNA of Osmerus eperlanus (European smelt), 3491 nucleotides long. RefSeq names its product zinc finger, FYVE domain containing 1 (gene zfyve1). The record is from RefSeq and is a predicted model, not a curated record. Gene Ontology annotation, biological process: lipid droplet formation. Gene Ontology annotation, molecular function: zinc ion binding; phosphatidylinositol-3-phosphate binding; phosphatidylinositol-3,4,5-trisphosphate binding. NCBI's taxonomy places the organism in Eukaryota, Metazoa, Chordata, Actinopteri, Osmeriformes, Osmeridae. Bases 202 to 2541 code for a protein of 779 amino acids. The transcript is spliced from 13 exons. Gene Ontology annotation, cellular component: lipid droplet.